This is a messenger RNA of Phytophthora sojae, 969 nucleotides long. RefSeq lists its product as hypothetical. Bases 1 to 969 code for a protein of 322 amino acids. Gene Ontology annotation, molecular function: arabinan endo-1,5-alpha-L-arabinosidase activity. The record is from RefSeq and is a predicted model, not a curated record. The transcript has 3 exons. Gene Ontology annotation, biological process: carbohydrate metabolic process. Lineage: Eukaryota; Oomycota; Peronosporomycetes; Peronosporales; Peronosporaceae.
AUGAAGCUCCUUUCGAUUCUCGUCGGUCUUCCCCUCCUCGUCGCUGGCGUCGUCAACGGAUACGCCAACCCGCAGACGUGCACGGGAGUUUGCACCAACGCCCACGACCCGUCCAUUAUCCGCCGCGACGACGGCACGUACUUCCGCUUCUCGACGGGCAGCAAGAUCGCCAUCCACUCUGCGCCAGCGCUGACAGGUCCAUGGACGUACCGCGGUGCUGCUGUGCCGAACGGCUCGAAGAUUAACCUGAAGGGCAAGGACGAUCUCUGGGCCCCUGAGGUGAACAAAGUCGGCGACACGUAUUACCUGUACUACUCGGUCAGCUCCUUUGGCACUCAGAGCUCCGCCAUCGGUCUGACGCGGUCGAAGACCAUGGAGCCUGGCUCGUGGGUCGAUGCGGGCAGCGUGGGCGUCACGAGCAAUGCGUCCAAGAAGUACAACGCCAUCGACCCGAACCUGAUCCAGGUCGGCAGCCAGUACUACCUUAACUUCGGCAGCUACUGGCAGGGUCUUCACCAGGUGAAGAUGUCCACGGUCCCCGCGAAGAGUACGGGCGCCUCAGCAAACCAGAUCGCCUUCACUUCCAACUACGAAGUGGUCGAGGCGGCGUUCGAGUUCGCGUACAACGGCUACUACUACCUCUUCUUCUCCAAGGGCUCGUGCUGUGGAUAUGACAAAACUCGCCCCGCCAAGGGCAAGGAAUACCGCAUCCUCGUGUGCCGCUCCAAGAGCCCGACGUCGGGCUUCGUGGACAAGAACGGCGUCGACUGCAGGAACAACGGCGGCUCGGUGGUGCUGGAGUCGCACGGCUGGGUGUACGGUCCGGGAGGCCAGGGUGUGUACAAGGACCCGAAGUACGGACCUGUGCUGUACUACCACUACGUUGACACUCGUAUUGGUUACGCGGACGGCGACAAGCGCUUUGGCUGGAACCAGCUCGACUUCUCGAGUGGCUGGCCGAAGGUGUAA